AGUCCCGGAAGUGGCUCGUGGCGCGUGCGCGGUGCUCCUGUGGUAACGGGGCAGUUUCCACCGGCUUGAGGCGAGCGACUCGGAGGUCUGGGGUCUCCCGGCUGCGCCCCCUCCGCCCCGCGCCAGAGCAGGUCCGUGGCUUCGGGCCCCGCCGCGUGCGUGAUCCUCAGGCGGCCGCCGCGCGCCGCGCUCCCUCCGGAAAGCCCGGGCCCGCGUGGGGAGACCGAGCCCCUCUCUGCAGCCGGACCCCGUGCGCUCCGCUAGCCAACAUGAGUCUGUUUGGAUCCACUUCUGGAUUUGGGACUGGUGGGACCAGCAUGUUUGGGAGCACAACCACAGAUAACCACAACCCAAUGAAGGAUAUUGAAGUAACAUCUUCUCCUGAUGACAGCAUCGGUUGUCUGUCUUUCAGCCCACCAACCUUACCAGGCAACUUCCUUAUUGCAGGAUCAUGGGCUAAUGAUGUUCGCUGCUGGGAAGUGCAAGACAGUGGGCAAACCAUUCCAAAGGCCCAGCAGAUGCACACGGGGCCAGUGCUUGACGUCUGCUGGAGUGAUGAUGGGAGCAAAGUAUUCACAGCAUCGUGUGACAAGACAGCCAAGAUGUGGGACCUGAACAGCAACCAGGCCAUUCAGAUAGCACAGCAUGAUGCUCCUGUUAAGACCAUACAUUGGAUCAAAGCCCCAAACUACAGCUGUGUGAUGACCGGGAGCUGGGAUAAGACUCUGAAGUUUUGGGAUACACGGUCCUCAAAUCCUAUGAUGGUCUUGCAACUCCCUGAACGCUGUUACUGUGCAGAUGUGAUAUACCCGAUGGCUGUGGUAGCCACUGCAGAGAGGGGCCUGAUUGUCUAUCAGCUGGAGAAUCAGCCCUCUGAGUUCAGGAGAAUAGAGUCUCCCCUGAAGCACCAGCAUCGGUGUGUGGCUAUUUUUAAAGACAAACAGAACAAGCCGACUGGGUUUGCUCUGGGCAGCAUUGAGGGGAGAGUUGCCAUUCACUACAUCAACCCUCCAAAUCCGGCCAAAGAUAACUUCACCUUCAAAUGCCAUCGAUCUAACGGUACCAACACUUCGGCUCCUCAAGACAUCUAUGCAGUGAAUGGGAUUGCCUUCCAUCCUGUCCAUGGUACCCUUGCCACUGUGGGCUCUGAUGGUAGGUUCAGCUUCUGGGACAAAGAUGCCAGGACCAAACUAAAGACUUCGGAACAGUUAGAUCAGCCCAUAGCAGCUUGCUGCUUCAACCACAAUGGAAACAUAUUUGCCUAUGCUUCCAGCUACGACUGGUCCAAGGGACAUGAGUUUUAUAAUCCCCAAAAGAAAAAUUACAUUUUCUUGCGUAAUGCAGCUGAAGAGCUAAAGCCAAGGAAUAAGAAGUAGUGGCCCGAAGCUGGGACUGUUGGAGUUUCAUCUCCACUCCAUCUCAUCUCUGCCCAAACUUGGGCUCAGGCUCUCGGUGGCCCACAGCCCUGGACAUGGGUGUCCACCCCUGGAGGGACUGUUCUUGUUGAGCAUCAGCACAGCAUCCUGGCGACUUGCCGUCUCUCCGUUCCGCUCCGUGCUGCGGUUUUCCUGAAACUGAGAUUCUCAACUGAAGUCAGAUCUUGAGGGCACUGUGUCCAGCAGUGUGUAUUUGACAGUGUUGGGUGGGAACUGUUGGUGAGCCCUGUGUUGUGUUUUAUAAUAAAAUAUUUUGAAGAUGGCCUGCCCCUUCAUCCCUUUCCCCAACUCCUCAGGAAAUAGCCGUCAAUCUCAGAA
Molecule: messenger RNA, 1754 nt
Organism: Mus caroli (Ryukyu mouse)
Lineage: Eukaryota; Metazoa; Chordata; Mammalia; Rodentia; Muridae
Gene: Rae1
Product: ribonucleic acid export 1
Molecular function (GO): protein binding
Source: RefSeq, a predicted model, not a curated record